Carassius auratus (goldfish) is the source of this 2945-nucleotide messenger RNA. Its product is annotated as cytochrome P450 2K1. The record is from RefSeq and is a predicted model, not a curated record. NCBI's taxonomy places the organism in Eukaryota, Metazoa, Chordata, Actinopteri, Cypriniformes, Cyprinidae. Gene Ontology annotation, biological process: xenobiotic metabolic process. Gene Ontology annotation, cellular component: cytoplasm; intracellular membrane-bounded organelle. The coding region runs from base 175 to 1767 and encodes 530 amino acids. The transcript has 10 exons. Gene Ontology annotation, molecular function: iron ion binding; oxidoreductase activity, acting on paired donors, with incorporation or reduction of molecular oxygen, reduced flavin or flavoprotein as one donor, and incorporation of one atom of oxygen; heme binding.
AUUUCAAAUUUACAAUGAUAAAAUAUUUUGAACUGUUGCUUUAACUGUAAUCUACUGUACAUCUACAACAAAACUGGUCUCCUCCUCCAAGAGCAAAUGUAGCCACUCCCACUUCACCUAUCCUACCUUUGAACUGCAAGAGCCUCAAGGUCUUCUGGGUAUUGUUCUGUGAACAUGGCUCUCAUGGAGGCAUUUCUUCAGGUUUCCAGCACAGGAACAUUAAUCUGCUGCUUGCUUCUGCUCUUAGCUGUUUAUCUCCUGUUCUUCCGGUCUCAGAGAGACGAAAAUGAACCUCCAGGGCCAAAACCAUUGCCACUUUUGGGAAAUCUGCCAAUGUUAGACGUCAACAAACCCUAUUUGAGCCUGUGUGAGAUGGCAAAGCAGUUCGGCCCGGUUUUCACAGUCUACUUUGGUCCAAAGAAAGUGGUUGUGUUAGCCGGCUACAAAACCGUGAGGGAAGCUCUUGUUAAUCAUGCAGAUGAAUUUGGAGACAGAGAAAUCUCGCCACUGUUCCAUGAUUUAUCUAAAGGGCAUGGUAUUAUAUUUGCCAAUGGAGAGAGUUGGAGAGAGAUGAGACGGUUUGCUCUCACCAACUUACGAGACUUCGGGAUGGGAAAGAAAAAAAUUGAGGAGAAAAUCAUAGAGGAAACAUGCCAUUUACUAGAGGAAUUUGAGAAGUUUGGAGGAAAGCCUUUUGAAACCACACGGCUGAUGAACUACGCUGCUUCAAGUGUCAUCUGUUCCAUUGUGUAUGGACGCAGGUUCGAGUAUACAGACCCUCAACUACGGAGUAUGGUGGAUCGAGCCAAUGAGAGCGUCAGGCUGAGCGGGACAGCAUCCGUGCAGCUCUACAACAUGUUUCCGUUCUUAGGUCCAUGGCUCAAGAAUUUGAAACUAAUCAUGAAUAAUCUAGCACUCGAUAUCAAAGAGAUAUCAGAGGUGGUGAGCAGUUUACAUCAAACACUGAACUCACAGGAUCUCAGAGGCUUUGUGGAUUCAUUCCUCGUCCGCAUGCAGAAUGCAGAGGAAUCUGGAGAGAAGAACUCACUUUUCCAUAAGCAGAACCUCAUUUUAACAGUCGCCAACCUGUUUGUCGCUGGUACAGACACUACUAGUACAACACUGCGCUGGGGCUUGCUGCUUAUGGCCAAAUAUCCACACAUACAAGAUGGGGUUCAGGAGGAGAUUGACCAGGUGAUCGGUGGACGGCAGCCGGUAUCAGAGGACAGGAAGAACUUACCGUAUACAGACGCUGUGAUCCAUGAAACCCAGAGAUUUGCAAACAUAGCACCCAUAAGUAUCCCACAUAUGACCAGCUGUGAUGUUCACUUCAAUGGAUACUUCAUCAAGAAGGGCACAUGUGUAUUUCCUCUUCUAAUGUCUGUGCUGUGGGAUGAGGAUGAAUGGGAAACCCCCCAGAACUUUAAACCCCAACACUUCCUGGACAAUCAGGGGCGAUUUGUGAAGAGAGACGCCUUCAUGCCCUUCUCUGCAGGCCGCAGGGCUUGUCUUGGAGAGAGUUUGGCCAGGAUGGAGCUCUUCCUGUUCUUCACCUCCCUCCUUCAGCGUUUCCGCUUCACUCCUCCUCCAGGAGUGUCUGAAGAUGAGCUGGAUCUCACUCCAGCGGAUACAGGGAUUGUCUUGGAGAAAGUUUGGUCAGGAUGGGGCUCUACUUGCUCUUCACCUCCCUCCUUCAGUGUUUCAACAUCAACUGAACUGAUCUAUCAAUCAACUGGAAAAGGUUCAGGUUUAAUAAAUAUUACUUAAACUAUCCAAAAACCCAGUGCAAUAAUUAUAUAUUUUUUUUACAUGAGCAAUGAAUGAACUGUUCUAGUUAUAGUAAGCAUUGUUAUGCUUGGUUCUCUCUGUCAAUAUCUCUAUUAUUAUAUAAAUAAAGGAAUCUCACAACCACAUGCUACUCAGUGCUCUCACUUUACUUCACGUGCUCGCGCAUCUCAAUGACGUCAAAUACACAGGACUCACAGAUUAACCAUACAUGGUCUGUCACAUCGUUCUGACAAUAUAUAACAUAUUGUAACAAGCAUAAAACCAUGUCACAUAUAAAAUAAGAAAACUGAAGUAUGUCUGUUUAAAGCACUUUCUGAAUUUUGUGAGUUACCACCAUUUUGGCAGCAAAAGCAUCUUUUCUUAAUUGGUGUCAGUGUUUUCUGGCGAAGUGCAAAUUUAUUUUCUAAAAGUGUGAAAUCACCAUCUAUAUAUACAUAUACAUACAUAUUAUCGGGUGAAGUCAAAACAAGUCGGCUUGUGGGAUCAAAACAUUAACUGAAGUUCAAGAGUUGACUUUAUUAAGUUAAUUCAAAUGAGAAAGAACUUAAUUAAAAUAACUUUUCAAAUUUUUGAUUUUGAAAUGUUCCUUUUUGCUUUUUUAAAAUCAUCAUAAACACUUGUGAGAAAGUUUAAACUUCCAAGAGGCUUGUGAAUGGACAAAAUUAUGGUCAAUUAUGAAUAACACUGAAAAUACUAGUCACUGGAUGGAAAAAAGUGAAGAGUUAGAGAGCUUUGCAUUUAAGUUAAUCAUGACAGGUGAUCAUCAUUACACUUUUAUGGACAUGAUUGUUACAUAUGGUGUGAACUGUGCUGCUCUGCAACAAAUUAUUUCCUCAUAAUGUUUAUCUAUCUUGCUGAUUAACAUUAAUAGGAAACUUUGGCACUAAAUGUAACAACAUGACAUUUCUCUUACUUUUGUAUAAGCCUGGAAGAAAUUGAUGCUAAAUCACUUGGUGUCUGUCAAUUUUAAAACACUACUGCAUGCAUUCGAAAAUAUUUAGUGAUUUGCAAAUGCUUCUAAGGCUGCAUUUUUAAUGAUAUUGUGUGUAGUUUUGUUGUUCAGUAUAUGUGUAUUUUUAUAACUGGGUCACCUACUGUAUCUUGGCAAGGACACUCCUGUAAAAUAGAUUUUUCAUCUCAGCGAGGGUGUCUCCUGG